Molecule: messenger RNA, 1224 nt
Organism: Eubalaena glacialis (North Atlantic right whale)
Lineage: Eukaryota; Metazoa; Chordata; Mammalia; Artiodactyla; Balaenidae
Product: heat shock transcription factor, X-linked-like
Exons: 2
Coding region: 1-1224 (407 amino acids)
Biological process (GO): regulation of DNA-templated transcription
Molecular function (GO): sequence-specific DNA binding; DNA-binding transcription factor activity
Source: RefSeq, a predicted model, not a curated record
AUGGCUGAGGACGAGAAGGGCCCUGUCACGGGCAGGGCGCCCGGGUUCGGCGAGGCACCUCUUCCUCCCGACACAGGGGCUCCGGCCCUCGGCUCAGGGAGCUGCACCCCCCAGUCCAUCGCCCUGGCCCAGCCCGUGCCCGCAGGGCACCCCGACCUCAGGCUGCUGCCUGGAGAAGCCGCUUUCCAGGAUUUGACCGAAGAGCCUUUGUUGAAAAGGCCACGCACCACCUGCGAGGCCCUGUGGGAAGGCAGCCUCCUCUCCCUCCCCUUCCCCAGGAAGCUGUGGACAAUCGUCAACAGCGGUCGCUUUGCAUCCAUUUGGUGGAAGGAAGACGGGACUUGCAGAGGCAUCAACAGGCAGCUGUUUCAAAAGGAGGUUUUGGACAGGGACGGCCUGGACAAGGUGUUCGAGACAGACUGUAUGAAGAGCUUCAUCCGCCAGCUUAAGCGCUAUGGAUUCAGCAGAGUGCGCCAGGACAUGCACAUGUCCCUCUGCCUGCCCAACCUCUCCCCGAAGGAGCGGCCCGCCCACGUCCUGAGCCAGUUAUGCUUCUACCGCAGCCCCCUGUUUAAGAGAGGCUGCCCGCACCUCCUCGUGAGGAUGAAGGGGAGAGUGCGCACUAAACCUGCAUCCUGGAAGGUGGACGGCAAGCCGGCAGCCCUGGGGUACCUCCCGGCGCCCAGCGCCUCGGAGCCGCAGGACGGCCUCCCACCCUAUCCUGAGGACAUCCAGGGGACCCCGAGCGACCCGGAACUUGACCAUGCAGCCGCCCUGGCCAGGACUGACUCUGUCCCUCCGGCCCCUCCUUGGACAGCAGCCGAGCCCCCUGCGCCGGAUCCCGACGUGCAGGCUCUGGUCCCUCUAGGCCCUGGCCUGGCAGAGGUGGCCCAGCCCGCCGAGGUCCCCUGGGUCUGCUUCGCCUGGCCUCCCGCCCAGAUGAGUCCUCCCUGGCCCGUGCUGGGCCUGGCCGCCACGCCCCCCCAGCUCCUCAGCCUGCCCCCCCGCGUGGCUCCCGGUGGCCGCGCCGCUGCCUCUUGCGCCCCCUGGAUGCCCGAGGUGGCCGCCAGGCCUGCCGCCUCCCUGACCUUGAUCCCUCGGCCCCUGAGCCCCUUCUGCUACUACUGCGUGGGCUCCCGCUGUUUCAUGGAAUUCCCGGCCCCUCCGGGCGGGCCCACAGAGGACCCUGACCAGGCAGACCCUGCAGACACACGGAGGUGGUAA